UUACUACAGACUUCUGAAAAUCUUCAGUUCAUUAAGUCGCGCGGUUUCAAUCGAGGAAGAACAUACAAAUAUUUUUACCUAUUAUAAUAUUUCGUUUACUCCCUUUUACGAGUGUGCUGAGCACAUAUUUUCUCAUAUAUUUCCGUGAUUCGAUUAUAUCGUUAUGACAGCUUCAAAAAAUCGGGAUUUCCCUCACUUUGUGGCCAUCCACAGGAUUAUGAAAUUGCCAGUGGUCUCAUCGGGCGUCAAUAAAGCGACGUGCGUCUACGUUAAAGUCAAAACGUCAAACAAAAUCAUCGAAUACAGUCUCGAUAACGCAGAAAAGACCGUAUUGAAUGUUGUCGACUUGUCCGUCCCAUUGGUAAUAAAAUUUGAAGAACCGAUCAACAGGAUUGAUGAUCUGAUGUGCAAGUCAUUGGAUGUGGUUGAACAUAACAUUCCGAUGGUCACUUACACUCCUGAAGAGAUCUAUUUCACAACCAAGACUUUUGUCAAGGCUAAAGUCGAACCGGUGCUGAAACGAGCGGAUUCUGUUAAGCAGCUUACCAUGUUGGAUGAUGCUUUGAGCGUAGCCGACAAGUACGUGGAUAAAUAUUUACCGGACAAGGAUCCAGGCGAGGAUGUCCCUGAUAAGACAAGUGUAGAACCGUCUAGUCAGACAGUGAAAACGAUUAGGCAUGUCAACCACUUUUCCAGGAAAUUGCAAAGACGUUUGACCCGCAGGACGAUCGCGGAGGCAAAAUUGCUAAAAAAACAAGGAUACGAUACCGUUCAAUGUUUCGUUUACUUCGCAGAUCUCUUGGCCAAAGACCCCAAAGCAUUCAUGGAGAAAAUGAAGGCUAUUUGGAAACAUUUGAGCGAGGACGAACCCGAAAAUCAAAAGCCACCAGCGAAUAUAGAACAACUCAUCGAAAUGUUAUCUAGGGAAGGCGCAAGGCGUUUUGUGCAUUUGACUAACUUUGCGGUCCAAAACAUAUACACGACACCCACGCACGCAAAACAAGCAUUUUCCUACGCUGUUCACGAGGCCGUAGUUUUAGCUGAUCAAUUCAUUAAGUACGCCCACUUGGAAAAUGUAAAAGGUAUGGUUGUAGACAUUACCAACGUUCAAUUGGCUAGAUACAAGAAAUUCAUAGAAGAACUGAGGAAAAUCAUACAGAAUUAUUUAUCUUCCUUGUCUCUUGUCAUCAAUGAGUCCAAUAAGAAAGAAGUGAAAAAAGGAGGUAAAAAUAACGUUUCAAAAAACGGUAACGAAAAUAAAAAAAAUACUUCUGUUCCGGCAGCCCAUUCAACGACGAUCGCCCGUAAUUAAUAAUUAAUUCACUUCAAUUCCAAUACAUAUUCUUUUAAGGAGUA
Molecule: messenger RNA, 1356 nt
Organism: Sipha flava (yellow sugarcane aphid)
Lineage: Eukaryota; Metazoa; Arthropoda; Insecta; Hemiptera; Aphididae
Gene: Lsd-1
Product: lipid storage droplets surface-binding protein 1
Exons: 7
Coding region: 164-1312 (382 amino acids)
Biological process (GO): lipid storage; positive regulation of triglyceride storage
Cellular component (GO): cytosol; lipid droplet
Source: RefSeq, a predicted model, not a curated record